GACAUCGAGGUUUCGGCUGUACAAGCAGACGCGUAUCACGGUGAUUAUUGGAAGCACAGCUUCUCUUAGUUUUGUAGUCUCAUCUCCAGACCAGCGGCUACUCUUCCGGGUAUUGUUGAACACCGUCCCCUGCAGUGAACUUCACGACGCCUCCUCUACAUUUCUUCUUUAACGACGAAAAUGGGAACACAGAAGACCACUGGAGCUCCGCCCCAGAACAGCACCAUUCCCGGUGGCAGGGAGUUCAACAGCAACGGCAGGAAAAGGACCUACACCAAGAGCGGAGACAAACAAGACAAAGUUAAGAAGUCCAAGAAAAAAGGCGUGGAUUGUAGUACUGGCGGCACGAGCAGUUACAGCAGGAAGGAUACAAGUCCACGCCAACGGAACACCGUGGCGCCAUUGGAGCCAGAGCAAAUGAUUUCAGGGAAGCAAACAGCAAAUCAACCCGUUAAAGGAAAUAAUCCAGUUGUGGCCGAGGAGAAAGGUGGGGCAAGCAAAGACAUAAGAAAAAGUACUGAUCCUGAUGGCGACGAGGUGAAUCAACAUGUUGUAAGGGGUUCGAAGAAAAACAGCCCGACGGACAAAGCCGACGCCGAUCACGUGACGCUUGAAGCCGCAUCCGACCACAUACUCGAGUUGCCACUGUCCUCAGCCAAUCCCCAAAGCGCUGAAGUCGAACACAAAAAUUCUGCCUCUACGACCGGCAACGGUUGUUCAUCUAUGGGGAAGCCCACAGCAGACAUCCGGAAAGACCUUACUGAAAUGGUGGCUGAUAAGCCCCAUAAACCAGCGAAACCAAGAGGCAGGACCAAGGGGUCAACAAAGAAGCAAGGAUUGCCAAAUGAGAUAUCUGGUGCUCGUGCUGAGAAACAAAACUGCUUUACUGGGUCCGCAUCGGCAAGCACUAACACUCAUGGACCACUCCAUGGUGAAGAUUAUGCAACAACAGAUACUCACCAUGAAAAGGAGAACCUGCUGAAUCAAAAAGUUCCCUUCAUUUGCACAUUACCAUCACAGAACGAAUCGUCUUCAAAGGCAGGAAUACAAUUUUGUGUGGAAUCUCUUCCAACCGUGUCAGGAGUUGACAGUCAUCGUCUACAUUCAGAUGUAUAUGACCCUUCCAAUGAAGAGACUUCAAUUGGCUUGACGAGAACGUCUUCAGACGAAAGCCGUGGAACAGGAAACGAUACCGUUUCUGAAAUAGACACUCCUACACAAGAACAACUGUCGAUCAAGCGUCCCCCUGAGUUGGAGAAGAACGGAGGGGGGGAUAUAAUUAGCACAAUCGCUGCAAAAAAGACGCACAAAGGUAGUCGAGCUGGCGUUAAGUGUCAGAAGACCGACAAGAACGAUAACGUGAAUAACUCAUUCCCACCGUCUGAACGCAUCCUUUGCUACAUGAAAGAACAAAAUCGUCCAUACAACGCCCAGAUCGUUUUUGAUAACCUAAAAAAAUCAAUAAAAAAACCGGAUGUCGAAAGAAUUCUCGAGGACCUGGUGGCGCAAGGCUCGCUGAUCGUCAAAGACAUCGGGAAAAUGAAAGUUUAUAUGUACGAACAGUCCCAGUUUGGACACAAGAUGACACCCGAGGAGAUGAGUGCUGCCGACAGGCAAAUAAGCGCGCUCACAGAAGAGAUUCAACAAAUCGAAGUUGAGUUAAGAGUACAGAAGGCAUCUUUAAGCAAGCGUGAAGCUGACACUGCGGCAGUAGAACAGAGUGAUUCCAUUCAAAAAGAAAUAAACGAUUUGAAGGUCGUCCUGUGUAAGGCCACAGGGAACCUGAGCGCACCUGCGCUGACAGCCGAUGACAUGAAUAAAACGAAGGUGUCACACCGCAUGCUGCACGCAGAAUGGGCACGCCGAAAGAAGAUCUGCAUGGAUAUAUUGGGUCAGAUAUCUGAGGCUACGGGCCAGAGUGUGGAAGAACUUGUGCAGCGGUUAGGUGUGGAGAUAGAUGAAGAUUACAUUCCCGAUGACGCAUAUACGUCCUACUCAUGA
This is a messenger RNA of Toxoplasma gondii ME49, 2001 nucleotides long. It is a transcript of the gene TBPIP, whose product is annotated as Tat binding protein 1(TBP-1)-interacting protein TBPIP. The record is from RefSeq and is a predicted model, not a curated record. Gene Ontology annotation, biological process: homologous chromosome pairing at meiosis; meiotic joint molecule formation; meiotic strand invasion involved in reciprocal meiotic recombination. The coding region runs from base 181 to 2001 and encodes 606 amino acids. Gene Ontology annotation, cellular component: condensed nuclear chromosome; DNA recombinase auxiliary factor complex. NCBI's taxonomy places the organism in Eukaryota, Apicomplexa, Conoidasida, Eucoccidiorida, Sarcocystidae. Gene Ontology annotation, molecular function: double-stranded DNA binding; recombinase activator activity. The transcript has 7 exons.